This is a messenger RNA of Acanthosepion pharaonis, 2514 nucleotides long. NCBI's taxonomy places the organism in Eukaryota, Metazoa, Mollusca, Cephalopoda, Sepiida, Sepiidae. The record is from the annotation of a GenBank genome assembly.
AUGCUACUACCUUCUUUUACUCUUCGAUACUCUUUAAAGCCGACUCUAGCAAUAUGUUCCCAGAUUCUAAAACCUGCAAAAACUGUAUCUUUCCAAUAUUUGGGUGCCAGACAUAUCCAUAACUACAAAAGCUGUGGACCAUCAUUACGACAUUUCAUCGCCAAGAAAUCAUCACAAUGCCAAAACUCCUCUAUAUUAUCACCAAAAUAUAAUUGGAAAAUUAGUCCUAGUAUCCGAGCUUAUGCAUCUGGAAAAGGAGCCUUAAAAGAACCAGUUACCUGGAAAUCCUUCUUCAUAACGGCUGGCAUUGGUGGUUUCAUUUUGCUCAUUCUUUUCUAUAUAAAACAAGAAAGGGAGUUAAAAUCAGCCCAAGAAAGAAGCAAAUUUCUUGGUAAAGCUGCAUUAGGUGGACCCUGGACACUUGUGGACCACAAUAAUCAACCCAGAUCCAACAAAGACUUUUUUGGACAGUGGGUCCUGCUCUAUUUUGGUUUUACCCACUGUCCUGAUAUCUGCCCAGAUGAAAUUGAGAAAAUGAUUAAAGUUGUUGACUACUUAGAUGAAAGUUCACAAGCCAAGUCUGUAACUCCAUUGUUCAUCACGGUGGAUGCUGAACGAGAUACUGUGGAAGCAAUAAGAAACUAUGUAAAAGAAUUUUCUCCCAAACUCAUUGGAUUGACUGGUGAUAAAGACAAAGUGCAUGAAGCUUCUCGGGCUUAUAGAGUCUAUUACAGUGCUGGACCAAAAGAUGAAGAUAAUGACUAUAUUGUGGAUCACACAAUAAUAAUGUAUCUGCUCAAUCCAAAUGGAGAUUUUGUGGAUUAUUAUGGACAAAACCCGUCUACUUCAACCUCUGCUUUGCACUCUUCUGCGUGCCGUGACGAUGACCAACCCGGCAGCUCUGCAAAGGCUGCAAAAACAACCAGGGGAGGUAACCUUAGCAGGCGUUCUAAAAAAGCCACACCGGCUGAGGGGAAACGGGAGCAGGAUUCCAUUGAGUGCGCCUCCUUGGGGGAGAAGCGGCUGGCGUCUACUUCAACCUCUGCUUUGCAGACUUCUGAGUGCCGUGGCGAUGACCGACCCGGCAGCUUUGCUAAGCGUGCCAAAAUAAAAUGGCGAGGCAACUUUAGCAGGCGUUCUAAAAGAGCCUCUGCGGCAAAAAGAAAGCGGGAGGAGGAAACCGAGGUAGAGGCCGCUUUGAGGCUUUCCAGUCAAUCUCAACGGAGGCAGUAUGUUUUGUCACAUGAAACGCUUGGUGAGCGUAACUACCGUUUGUACUGCAAAUCAGUUUACACAUAUUCGUUGAAAAGUAAGAGGAAACUACCUAAACGCUUGCAAGACAACAAAAAAGCGGCUUCAUCACAAGCGCUUUUGCGGUCUCGACAGAGCCCACAUCGAAAAGCGACUCGCAAUGCAGCCGACGCCGCUGCAACUUCCAUUCGACGGUCCCAGGAGACCACGGCUGAGAAAACCGCACGUAACGCAGCGAAAGCUGCGGCAACGUCCAUUCGACGGUCCCAGGAAUCCAUGGCUGAGAAAAUCGCACGCCAUGCAGCCUACGCCGCUGCAACUUCUGCUGCAAGGGCGUCGGAAAGUUCCGCGCAAAAGCGCACAAGGCGGCAACGCGAUGCAAUUUCAACUUCCGCUGCUCGAUCUGUAGAAGGGCCUACAGAAAGGCGUGAAAGGUUGCAGACUGUUAACAAGCGCCGCCAUGCACAGAGAGGGCUCUCUCUGUUGGAGGGUUCCAGUCCAGACUCCAAAUAUUUCCUCGCAAAAAUCAGACAGUACAAUUGUGCCUUCCAGAUGACCUCUUUUGAUGGUAAUGCCUUCCGCGAAGUCGGUUGGAAUCCCACCUUCAAGGUUCAAGGUCAGGUUUACCACCGGAUUGGGUCUCUUUUGCCGGAAACUUCCAUUGAUUCGGCCUUUCUACAAAUAUACUUCAUAGCUGACUACAAUCAACAGGCAGAUGCCCGCAUAGGCAUUAUUCCCGAGAACGAUACAGGCCAGGACAAUCAUCCUCGCAGGGAUAUCAUAAUGUGUCUCCAACAAAUGCCCCACGAGAUAAACAGCUAUGUCCGCAGUUUUAAGUAUGCUCUCGAAAAUAACACUUCUUCUGAUUUCAUUAUUGUAAUUGAUGCUGACAAACGGCCUCAGGGAGAGCACAAACGUCGUUACAAUGCUCCCGCAAGUAACGAAGUUUCCGUCAUUGUCAGCGGUGAUCAGCACAACAGACGUGACAUUGUUAUCGAAUCGCGCGGCAGUGGGCUCCGAAGAAUCAGUGAAACGCACCGGCCCUACGAUGCACUGCAAUACCCACUUCUCUUCCCUUACGGAGAAGAUGGGUACCACUUUGGCAUUCUGCAAAAUGGGUCCACCUUAAAAACAGUGUCUUGCAGGGCUUUCUACACCUACCCAUUGAUGGUACAUGAGGGUGCAUUCCAUCAUCUUCAUCGAAGCCGGCAACUUUUCCAUCAAUUCAUGGCUGCUAAGAUGGAAUCCGAAACAUCAGACUGA